GCUGGAAUGAGAUGUGAGCUGAUUUCUGGAUUUUUAAGAGUGGAGACAGGGAUUUGAUAAUUUAAUGCUCGGUCUGAAUCAAUCAGGGAGAAGGCCUCUUUUCGUCGACUUCUUCCAAAGAAUAGGUGUUUGGUGUCAUUUGAAGGAUUCUACGAAUGGAAAAAGGAUGGCUCUAGAAAGCAACCAUAUUACAUACACUUCAAGGAUGGGCGCCCCCUUGUAUUUGCUGCUUUAUAUGAUUCUUGGAAAAGUGCAGAAGGAGAAAUCAUAUAUACCUUCACUAUAAUCACAACAUCUUCAUCACCAUCUCUUGAAUGGCUUCAUGACAGAAUGCCUGUUAUCUUGGGCAACAAAGAAUCAACUGAAAAUUGGUUGAAUGAUACCUCCUUGUCCAAUCUUGACAAAAUUCUCAAACCGUAUGAAGGAGAAGAUUUGGCCUGGUACCCGGUGACAACUGCAAUGGGUAAGCUUUCCUUUGAUGGACCAGAGUGCAUUAAGGAGAUUCAGGUAAAAACUGAGGAGACCAAAACAAUCUCACAGUUCUUCUCGAAGAAAGACAUGUGUGCACCAGAGCCAAAACGUGAAAAGUCCCCGGUAAAGAAUGAGCCUACUGAAGCUAGUGAACCUAAUAUUACAAAAGAGGAAUCUUACAACCUGCCAACCGAAAACACGACAAUAAUGUACGAACCAGCUGAAAGCAGUCUUCAGAAAAGUGUGAAGUACGAAGAUGAAAACCAGUCGGCCCUAAAAAUUACCCAAGUGAAGGACGAAUGUGUUGAAAAUAGCCAAGAGAAAAGUACUAAAGAGGAACCCGAGAGCCAAGGCAAAGACGAUCAAUCUACCAUCACAAAAGACAAUCUUGACAAGCGAGACUAUGCAAAGUUUUGUGCUCAUGCAAAAGAGAGUGAAAAAAAACAUGUGAGUCCUGCCCGGAAAAGAAACAAGGAUGUUGCUGAUGAUAAACAACCGACACUAUUCUCUUACUUUGGGAGACGCUAAAAGCUUUCUUUCCUAGUCGUGUAUGCUAUUUGCUGGGUUGAUAUCUUUUUGUGAUAGUAAGAAAAUAAAACAUACGACUGUAAGGUUUUGUGUAGCUAUAAUUUUUUGUUGGGCUAUUGGCGACUUCUAAUUCGUUCAACUUUUGUGUUAUGUUCUUUGGGUUGUGUCUGGUCAGGUUUGAUGAUUGUGUAUGCGAAGCAAUCAGCUCUGUUAAGUCUAUAUAAGCACUCCCUUAGUCUGUCCUUGAAACUGCACAAAGCGUAUAAAUUGGCUCGACAUCAUCAGAAAAAUUAACAAUGAAUGGAGGAUUCAUGGUUGAU
Molecule: messenger RNA, 1319 nt
Organism: Striga asiatica
Lineage: Eukaryota; Viridiplantae; Streptophyta; Magnoliopsida; Lamiales; Orobanchaceae
Source: the annotation of a GenBank genome assembly